Marchantia polymorpha subsp. ruderalis is the source of this 2181-nucleotide messenger RNA. NCBI's taxonomy places the organism in Eukaryota, Viridiplantae, Streptophyta, Marchantiopsida, Marchantiales, Marchantiaceae. The record is from the annotation of a GenBank genome assembly.
ACUUCGCCGGGAGAGCGUGGCACGAGAGCGGACCCGAUCCCGGUCGUCGCAGACUGUGCACCCUCCACAGCACAAGCGUCAGGACCGAAGGGCGCCGGGAAUACUUCGCCCUUCGGCGACGGUCAGAGGACUGGCGUGCUCCGAAUACGGGACUACGAGACGAAAUACGAGCGGCUGGAUUGGGGUACGGCGAGCGAGGUGGAAGAACGGACGGGGCGAGGAGUCCAGGCGGAUCGAUCUCGUGAUAGCUGCUGGUGCUGCUGCAAGCAAACAAACGUCGUGCCUGCUCUUCACUCGCUCGGAAGAAGCAAAGAAAGACAGCGAGACGGGACCCUGGAGUCAAAGACCCGCGUCCAGAACCUCAGCUUCGGGCCUCUCGGCAUUUAAGCGUGGAGCUUGACCUGCGGAGGUUUUCUGCUCACUUCAUCUCGAGAGCCACGGUGGGAAUCUCAAGCUACAAGGGAAGAGGAAGAGGAAGGGAAGGGCUUGACGGUGUUUUGUAUUGGAAGCCAAGUCGCGAGGGUUUCCUCGAAGUAGGGUGUCGUGCUUUCUCUCGCGCUGUGAUAUCGAGGUUUCGUUCCACUUCUCUAUCCGAAUCGGACACGCCAAUUGGCUGUUGUGGUGGAUAAGGUCGUCUCGGAUCAAGAUACCCGGAGAGCUGAUCUGCCUACAGCACAUGCAGUGAGUAGCUUCGGGAUUAGCUAUUGAUGGCAACACCUCAAGGAGGGAACUAUCCGGCACCUUCUGCUCCGCCAGCCCCGAGUCCGUAUCAUCCUCAGCAGUCCUGGCAGCAGUCCAACUACAGCUCAGGCCCAGGCCCAGCAGAUUACGGCUCCGCUCCGCCACCAAAUUAUAGUGCCGCACCUCCACCCCCGUCUCUUUCUUACAGUGCGAGUCAGAGGCUCCAGCCCACUUAUCAAACUCAGAGCUCAUUCUCUGGCCAGCCUACUUACACUACCCAAAAUACUUACGCAGGCACACCAACCCCUCCUCACUAUUCAGAGUCGCAUAAAAUGAGUAAUUCGUACUCUCAGGCUCCAAGCAGCUAUGCGCAACCUGGUGCACAUCAGAGUUACGGACCGAGCCAGACAUUACCGAACACUUACGGACAGUCUGCACCACAGACGAGCUAUGGGAAGCCUGCUCCACCAGUUGGCUAUGGACAACAACCAUCAUACUCAUCGCAGUCCACCUAUCCUCCACAAUACCCUCCUGCUUAUGGAGCUCCCUAUGGGCAGCAAGGCUACGGUCGACCUAAGGUGCAGUUUCCUCCUGGAACUGAUCCGGAGGCUAUCAUGGCCUUUGAGCAGGGUGAUGUAGAUUGCAGCGGUUUCAUCGAAGAAAACGAAUUGGGCAGAGUACUGUCGUCAGGGAUAUCUUUCAGUAUGCGUACUGUGCAUUUGAUGCUGCAUCUGUAUGCAGGGAAGACCUCAAACAAGAUUGGACCAGUAGAAUUUGUUGCUCUAUGGAAGGCUUUGAAAGAAUGGAAGGGAGUGUUUGAGAGGUUUGACAGGGAUCGUAGCGGGAGAAUUGACACACAAGAGCUAAAGGAUGCUCUCUUGAGCAUGGGAUACGCUAUUUCACCGAAUCUAUUAAGUAUCUUGAUAUCAAAAUACGAUAAGACUGGGCAGGCCAAAGCUUUGGAUUACGAUAAUUUUGUUGAGUGUGGACUUGUUGUGAAGGGUUUGACGGACAGGUUUAAGGCAAAGGAUGUGCAGUUCAGAGGUUCUGCGACCCUGGAUUACGAGACAUUUAUGCAGAUGGUUUUGCCUUUCAUUGUUGCUUGAGGACAAAGUGCACUUCAUAAGUAGGCCUUAAGGCUUUUUGGAAGUCCAUCGGUGACAGGAAAAUUUUGAAUUUGGGUUGAAAACACAACUAUCUUCUGAUAUUUGUAGGAAUGAACACAUUAGAACAGAUCUGUGCAGAUUUUUGUAGGUAGCUGAGUUUACUUUCUGUUUCAAAGUCCAGUCUCAAAUGAGUGGGUCUCUACGAAAUUGAUUUUUGACGCAUUGCACUGCGAUCCCAGCCUGUAGGCAAGGACACCCGAGCGGCAGUUGCUGCUCUUGUAGAUAGAUGUCUGCAAACUACUGCAAAAUUCCGUGUUUCCUAUGAAACCUUGGAAUACUCACAGUUCAACUAAUCAAAAACAAAUCAAGGUGCCAUUUCUGGCUACUUUUAGAC